This is a messenger RNA of Galleria mellonella (greater wax moth), 793 nucleotides long. RefSeq names its product signal peptidase complex catalytic subunit SEC11A (gene twr). The coding region runs from base 120 to 656 and encodes 178 amino acids. NCBI's taxonomy places the organism in Eukaryota, Metazoa, Arthropoda, Insecta, Lepidoptera, Pyralidae. Gene Ontology annotation, molecular function: serine-type endopeptidase activity. The transcript is spliced from 4 exons. Gene Ontology annotation, cellular component: signal peptidase complex; membrane. The record is from RefSeq and is a predicted model, not a curated record.
UUAUGAUGCUAUCUGACGUGGUUUGUCGAGCCACCAUCGGUCGACCGUUUUGUCGACAAGUAAGAUAACCAAAAAUUUAUUAUAUCCUAUUGUUAUUAAGGAAACUUUGAAAAACAAAGAUGUUGGACAGUUUAUUUGACGAUGUAAAGCGAAUGAACAAGCGACAGUUUAUCUACCAAGUUUUAAGUUUUGGUAUGAUAGUGUCGUCAGCUUUGAUGAUAUGGAAAGGCUUGAUGGUUGUAACUGGCAGUGAAAGUCCUAUAGUGGUAGUCCUUUCUGGUAGUAUGGAACCAGCUUUCCACAGAGGUGAUCUUUUGUUCCUGACUAACUACCCGGAGGAGCCUGUACGUGUAGGCGAAAUUGUAGUCUUCAAAGUAGAAGGUCGAGACAUUCCUAUAGUACACAGAGUUUUAAAACUCCAUGAAAAGAGCAAUGGAACAGUAAAAUUUCUUACUAAAGGUGACAACAAUAGUGUUGAUGAUCGAGGUUUAUAUGCACAGGGGCAAUUGUGGCUAACCAAAAAGGAUGUAGUGGGGCGUGCACGAGGUUUUUUACCUUAUGUUGGAAUGGUCACAAUUUAUAUGAACGAAUAUCCAAAGUUUAAGUUUGCAGUGUUAGCAUGUCUAGCAAUUUAUGUGUUAGUGCAUAGAGAGUGACAUUUUAAUCUGAUCUGAUGUGUUGAUGGAGAUGAAGACAGACUGUGGAAGAAUUACAUUGGUUCAAUGAAUGUAAUUUAAUUUUAUGAUUAAAUGAAGUUCUCUCUAGUGUUAUAAUAUAUUUGUUUUAUGUCUCA